UCUUUCGAUCUCUUGAUCUCGGGUUAGGGUUAGUUUUUCUCCAGAUUUCUAUGGAACAUUCGCCUGCAACAAACGGCCAAAUCACUUCUCGCUAUCGUUAUUGCUUCUGCAACUUCAGACGCUGUUGCCGCUGUUUUUGUUGUUGCUAUUGUUGUUCCCAGCCUUGAAUUUCACCUCUAGAGUUUUUUUUUAUAAAAAAAAUUUUGGUGGUUAAUGGUUUGAUUGUGGAACUUUAGAGAAUUAAUUCAAUUAUGGAUCUGUCACAAGCACAAUCGGGUCUCUCGCUAGGGCUUCAUCCAUCGCAUGCCUCGCCAGUGUUUCCACGAGUUCCAAUUGCUGACGAUUCAAUCACGUUACAGAUUGAUUCGAGCUUUCGUAAUCCAUCGCACUCGGUUCCAUCAAUUCCGUUGCAAUUGCUUGAGCAACAACCGGAGAAUCGAGAGAAUGAGGCAUGGGUUGAUAGAGAGAAGGUCGAAGAGGAUGAACAGAGAGAAGAGGAACAGUUUAGUCUGCUGGGUCAUCCCAUGUGUUUGAAGAGGAGGAGAGAUUCGGAUUCUUCUACAUCUUCGUCUUCUUUGAAUCCUUCAAAGAGAAUUUCGAUUGAACAUAGCCUUGAGAUGAGGAAAACUGCGGUACGGGCUUGGGGCAAUCAGCCACUCUGUGUUUCUGAUCCUUUAAUUUACGAGAUUAUGGAGAAGGAGAAACAGAGACAAUUCAAAGGAAUUGAAUUGAUAGCUUCAGAGAAUUUUGUUUGCCGGGCUGUGAUGGAAGCUCUUGGUAGCCAUUUAACGAACAAAUAUUCUGAAGGAAUGCCCGGUGCAAGGUAUUAUGGUGGUAACCAAUACAUUGAUCAGAUCGAAUCUCUUUGUUGGGAGAGAGCUCUGGCUGCUUUUCAUCUUAAUCCUGAACAGUGGGGCGUAAAUGUUCAGCCAUACUCUUGCACAUCAGCUAAUUUUGCAGUGUACACUGGUCUUCUUCUUCCUAAGGAUCGAAUCAUGGGCUUGGAUUCCCCAUCAGGGGGGCAUUUGAGCCAUGGUUAUUAUACUCCAAGUGGGAAGAAGGUCUCUGGUGCAUCAAUCUUCUUUGAGAGUUUUCCAUAUAAGGUGAACCCACACACGGGUUACAUUGAUUAUGACAAGCUUGAGGAGAGGGCACUUGAUUUCCGCCCAAAGAUCCUUAUCUGUGGUGGGAGCUCAUACCCACGUGAGUGGGAUUAUGCGAGGUUCAGACAGAUUGCAGAUAAGUGUGGAGCAGUGUUGGUGUGUGAUAUGGCUCAUAUCAGUGGUCUUGUUGCGGCUAAGGAAUGUAUAAGCCCAUUUGACUACUGUGAUAUUGUUACCUCAACAACUCACAAAAGUCUCAGGGGUCCUCGGGGAGGUAUAAUAUUUUAUAGGAAGGGCAAAAAGCUGAGAAAGCGUGGGAGUCUUCUGAGUCAGGGAGACGAUAAUGACCAAUAUGACUUUGAGGAAAGAAUAAACUUUGCUGUUUUUCCGUCACUGCAAGGUGGACCUCACAAUAACCAUAUAGCUGCGCUUGCAAUAGCCUUGAAGCAGGUGGCUACUCCUGAGUUCAAAGCUUAUAUACAACAGGUGAAAAAAAAUGCCCAGGCUUUAGCAUGUGCUUUGCUGAGAAGAAAAUGCAGAUUGGUCACUGGAGGAACAGACAACCAUUUGUUACUUUGGGAUCUAAGAACUCUAGGGUUAACAGGUAAAAGCUAUGAAAAAGUCUGUGAGGUAUGCCACAUUACUGUCAAUAAAAAUGCUAUAUUUGGUGAUAAUGGUGCUAUUUCUCCUGGAGGUGUGAGGAUUGGUACUCCUGCCAUGACAUCAAGAGGUUGUCUAGAGGCUGAUUUUGAGACAAUGGCCGACUUUCUCCUUAGGGCUGCACAAAUAGCAAGCACUGUGCAGAGGGAGCAUGGGAAAUUGCAGAGGGAUUUUCUCAAGGGUCUUCAGAACAACAAGGAUAUUGUUGAGCUUCGAAACCAUGUUGAAGCUUUUGCAUCUCAGUUUGCAAUGCCAGGAUUUGACAUGUGACAGAUCCGGAAGAGAGUAUUUCAUUCAGGGGAAAAGUUUUCUUCUACCGUGGAUGAAGGAAAAGUAAACCCAUCUAGGUUCUUUUUUAUUCC
Telopea speciosissima is the source of this 2125-nucleotide messenger RNA. RefSeq names its product serine hydroxymethyltransferase 6-like. Gene Ontology annotation, molecular function: cobalt ion binding; protein binding; serine binding. Gene Ontology annotation, biological process: L-serine catabolic process; tetrahydrofolate interconversion; folic acid metabolic process. The transcript is spliced from 5 exons. The record is from RefSeq and is a predicted model, not a curated record. Gene Ontology annotation, cellular component: cytoplasm. NCBI's taxonomy places the organism in Eukaryota, Viridiplantae, Streptophyta, Magnoliopsida, Proteales, Proteaceae. The coding region runs from base 252 to 2033 and encodes 593 amino acids.